Spodoptera frugiperda (fall armyworm) is the source of this 1638-nucleotide messenger RNA. RefSeq lists its product as uncharacterized. Lineage: Eukaryota; Metazoa; Arthropoda; Insecta; Lepidoptera; Noctuidae. The transcript is spliced from 2 exons. The record is from RefSeq and is a predicted model, not a curated record. Bases 1 to 1638 code for a protein of 545 amino acids.
AUGUUGACGAGAGCCAGGAGGAGACGAGGCGCACCCCCACCAUCCCCGGACUCGUCGCUCAGCUCCGCCUCGCCGUCGCCGGAACCCAACCACGAACCGGUGACAGCAGUAGCGUCGAGCUCGAGCGACGAAUAUUUCUCCCCACCGACGUCGCCGCCACCUGUACGUCGGCCGAGGAGAGGCCGGCCACCGACGGGCUUGGGAGCCAGGGGUCAACAGACCCCGGGACGGGUCCCCGCUGCCGGUGGUUGUGCGCGGCGCAUGAAAUGGACUCAAACAAUAAAUGAGAACGUCAUGCGCGCGUACUACGGUGCUACGGAGGGAGGAACCAACCUCACUGCGUACCGUGAAAGGAUGCUGUCGAUGUUUCAGGUACUCGAGCCAUCCGUCAACGUCUCGGCUCAACGACUCUCGGAUCAGGUGCGGGUCAUCCAACGCAAUCGUAGAUUGGACGAGGCUGCACUUGAUCGGCUACGCUCAGAAGCACUGCGCAACCGUGUCGUCCCCGCCCCACCACAAGAGGUGGUACAAACACCUACAGCGUCACAAAAUGUGACACCGACCACUCCUGCCGCUGGAGUGGAGGACGACAGGGUUGAACAAGUAAGUACUCAGUGCAAUGAACGACUGAGGAGUGCUUUGGAGGAUGCAAUUCGUGAGUAUAGAUUUGCUCCUUUAAAACCAAAACUGCCACGUUUGCCCAUGUGUGGAAGAAAUAGGGCGCUGGUAAGCGCUCUGGAUUCGCUACUUAAAACAUAUUUUGAAAGUAGCGAAAACCUCUAUGAUACACACUCGAUUCUGUACUGUGGGGCAGUAGCAGCUUGUCGAGUGGCUAACGUCAGAUUCUCGAAUCUUGACGCAGCAGUCCGACCAAAACCAGCAGUACCAGCCUGGCAGUGCAGGAUUGAACGUCGUAUCAGUGAGGCCAGGGUGCUUAUCGGCAAACUAUCCUGCUUCAGGGAUGGCAAUACUCGUCCUAGAGUGAUGCGCUUUGUAAGACGUGCAUUUGUGGGGACUGAAACCAGCCCUCAUGAAUACAUGUCACGUGUUACAGAGCGCAUCGACUUCCUGAAGCAGAAAAUCUACGCAUGGGCAAAUCGUAUCAGGCGGUACAAAAAACGAGUAGAGCGAUAUACUCAGAAUCGCAUGUUCCAAAGAGAUCAGAGAUGGGUAUAUAGAAAUUGGGAACGAUCCAACCAAGAUGUGACUGAUGGGCGGCGACCGGAUGAUGAAGCCACUAACACAUUUUGGCGCAACAUCUGGUCGGUGCCUGUCAGCCACACAGAGUAUGACUGGAUCUGUGAUGUUGAGCGAAGGUGUGAAACUGUGCCAGAGAUGGAGGAGGUGAUAAUCACCUCCUCUGAUGUGAGCAGUGCAGCCUGUUCGGUCCCAAAUUGGAAAUCACCGGGGCCAGACGGGCUGCACAACUUCUGGCUCAAAUGGUUCACCAGUUCACACGCUCGCUUAGCAUCGCAAUUCCAGGCAGCUUUAGAAGCUGGAUCGUUGCCCCAAUUUCUAACAACAGGCGUUACCCAUCUGCUCCAUAAAUCAGCUUGUGAGGAUACACAGAUGGAUGGAGUACAGAUGUGUACAGUAACACAUCUGUACUCCAUCCAUCUGUGUAUCCUCAACCUGUAG